AUGGCGAUGAUCGACGUCGCGCGGCCUCUGUGGCCGGGCGCUUUCGACCAAGAAAUCGCCGAGCUUGCCCAGCAGGAGUUGCAGAACAGCGCGCCUGGGUUCGUCGGGCACGCGUGCCUCACCGAGACCAGCCAGGGCGCGGGUGCCAAGUGCCGCGCUUUCGUGGCCGCCUGCGCGGGCGGGCCGACCCCCGCCGACCCCGAUCUGGAUGCAAAUCUCGGCUUGUUGGGGGCGUCCGAGCUCGGGGACGAACAAAAGGAAGAGCUCGCCAAACUCCAGGGGCAGCUCAAGCAGCUUCGCAGGACAACUGUGAAGUUCUUCAGUUUGCCAUCCGUCGGCGCCGCCUCCGGCGCGGAGUGCGCAGUGGCGCAGCUGCAGUGCGCGCGGGGCGCGCUCAGCCUCGGGCACCGCUUCGCGAGGAAGAAGACCGACGUUCGCGCGCUCAUCCUCUCAGCGGAGCUCUUCCCGCCCAACAUCGCCAAGCAAGGCGUCGAGGCGAGGCUGAGCGAGCAGGUGGCGUGCGACGAGGCGAAGUUCAAGCGAGUCGUCGAGUUCUUCGCGCAGAAGAGGCAGAAGGAUGAUAUCCCCAUCCCCCUCGACGGCAGGAGCCGCGCGAACCGCCGGGUCAUUGAGUCCUUCGAGAAGAAGUUCGAGUCAGGAGGCUCCCACUCGCGCGUUGAGUGCUGGCUCGUGCACGAGCAGCCAGGCAAGAAGGAGGAUCCGCGGCCCCCGGCCAGGGCGCGGAGCUACACCAAGAACAACAAGGAGACGGCGAUCUUCUCGAUGCCACUCAAGGGCCCGCAGAAACUCCCUCGCAUGAACUACGAGACCAAGACGAGCAUCCUGGGAGCUGCAUCUUGCGCUAGCGUUGACGCCGUCAACUCCGCGAGGCUGCCGCGCCUGCAGGGGGGCGUCGAUUCGAAGGGCCACCCGUUCUCGUAUAGCGAGGUGAAGCCCAUCAGCCUGUGGCAGACGAUCAUGGAGCACCAAAAAGUGACCCGCAUCGUGGACUUCACUCCAGGCUCUGGCGCCUUGGCUGUUGCUGCCUCUGGCGCAAUGGAGUGCGAAGGUGUCGCUUCAAACGAUGCGCAUCGGGACUGGCUCGACUCCAUCGUGGACAGGUGCGCGAUGUGCAAGGCGGGCCACGAGGACGGGCGCGCGCAGCAAUUGGGCGGCGACGCCGAGUUCGCCAAGAAAGCCAGCAAGUUUUUUCGGCGGAGCCACGAUG
Prorocentrum cordatum is the source of this 1228-nucleotide messenger RNA. NCBI's taxonomy places the organism in Eukaryota, Dinophyceae, Prorocentrales, Prorocentraceae. The record is from the annotation of a GenBank genome assembly.